Messenger RNA from Myripristis murdjan (pinecone soldierfish), 1155 nucleotides. Its product is annotated as dexamethasone-induced Ras-related protein 1-like. Bases 73 to 867 code for a protein of 264 amino acids. Gene Ontology annotation, molecular function: G-protein beta-subunit binding; GTPase activity; GTP binding. Gene Ontology annotation, biological process: signal transduction. NCBI's taxonomy places the organism in Eukaryota, Metazoa, Chordata, Actinopteri, Holocentriformes, Holocentridae. The record is from RefSeq and is a predicted model, not a curated record. The transcript has 2 exons.
CCCACAGCACCACAGAGGGAAUUAUCAACCUUGCCACAAUACCAUCGACUACUGGGCGCAGCUGCUGCAAGCAUGAUUAAGAAAAUGUCACCAUCCGAGAAUGAGUUCGACAUCCCGGCCAAGAAUUGCCACAGGAUGGUCAUUCUGGGCUCCACCAAAGUUGGCAAGACAGCCAUCAUCUCUCGGUUUCUGAACGAGAGGUUUGACGACCAGUACACACCCACGAUAGAAGACUUUCACAGGAAAUUCUACAGCAUCAGGGGAGACGUUUACCAGCUGGACAUUUUGGACACCUCUGGCAAUCACCCUUUCCCCGCUAUGAGGAGGCUCUCCAUCCUUACUGGUGAUGUGUUCAUCUUGGUGUUCAGUCUGGAUAACAGGGACUCCUUCCAAGAGGUGCAGCGCCUGAAACGCCAGAUAUUUGAGACCAAGUCCUGCCUUAAAAACAAAACCAAGGAGAACAUCGACGUCCCGCUUGUCAUCUGCGGCAACAAGUGCGACCGGGACUUUUACCGUGAGGUGCAGGAGGAGGAGAUCGAGCAGCUGGUGGCCGGAGACGAGCAGUGCGCCUACUUCGAGAUCUCGGCGAAGAGGAACACAAACGUAGACCAAAUGUUUCAGACUCUCUUUACCAUGGCAAAGUUGCCCAACGAGAUGAGCCCGGACCGUCACCGCAAAGUGUCCCUGCAGUAUUGCGAGGUUCUUCACAGGAAGUCCUUCAGAAACAAGAAGUACAAGGACGGAAGCGCGUACGGGAUUGUGGCGCCCUUCGCACGGAGACCGAGCGUGCACAGUGACUUGAUGUACAUUAAGGAGAAAGCUAUAGGAGGCAGCCAAGCCAAAGAGAAAGGCUGCGUCAUAUGCUAAGAACUUGUUUGUCAUUGUAAGACAGAGUUGCGGUGAAACAAAAGUUUUGUUACGGGGUAAGAUACGCCCUGGACUCGGUGACACAGACUGUCUCCUCUCCUCCAGGCGGCAGCGCAGGGGUGUGCGCUCCGAAAUGCGGCGAGACGCUCGGAGAGCGCCUCGGCUGAUAGCCGUGUAGUGAUGUAGCAGAUGUGCUGAACAUGCUGUAAAAUCUGCCUCUACUGACGAUGUAUAGCUUGCCGAGUCGUAGAUUACGGGAAAUUGUUUACAUUUUGCUAUUUUAUAUAU